Molecule: messenger RNA, 3347 nt
Organism: Aethina tumida (small hive beetle)
Lineage: Eukaryota; Metazoa; Arthropoda; Insecta; Coleoptera; Nitidulidae
Gene: Dfd
Product: homeobox protein Hox-C4
Exons: 3
Coding region: 508-1848 (446 amino acids)
Biological process (GO): regulation of transcription by RNA polymerase II; anterior/posterior pattern specification
Cellular component (GO): nucleus
Molecular function (GO): RNA polymerase II cis-regulatory region sequence-specific DNA binding; DNA-binding transcription factor activity, RNA polymerase II-specific
Source: RefSeq, a predicted model, not a curated record
CCAACGGAUUAUGUUGUGCUGUUACUCAACUACAAGACUUAGUCCCGACUUAAUUAAUUAAUUAGUUGGAUAAUUUUGGUUUUUCUUAGUUAAUUUCGGGGUUGGAAAGCUGGAGGUGUUGAUGAAACGCAGUGUUCAGUGCUAAGACUAUGACUUGGUGAUGAGUUUACUCUUUGUACAUGUUUGUGGUGUUGGUAAUUGAUAAUUGAGGAACUUCAAGCCCAGACGCAGCCUUGUUUUGUUUAUAUUUUGGUGGCAGGAUUGUGUUGUUUUGAGCCGCGUGUGACACUGGCCCCUUCCACUCGUUUUCUGGCCGCGCCAUCCAUCAUGGUAACUGACGUCAUGCGCGGUUAUUGGAACGCAGCCAGUCACGUGGUUAGUUAAUUGGGUGCUGUGGGCGUGUACCGUAGUGAGUGCGGUGGUAGGGGAACGGGAAAAAAGGAUCUCUAGUCCCCACCGAAAAGUCUACUUAUACACAACGUACGCUUUAGAGCCUGAGAAAAAUUAAUGGUCAUGAGUUCGUUUUUGAUGAACCCUGUGCCUGGCGCGGGCUACCAACAGAGCCAGCACCUUCCAGUGGUGGACCCCAAAUUUCCGCCCAGCGAGGAGUACAGCCAAAACAGUUACAUACCGUCUCCCAGCGACAACUUUUUCGGUAACCACCACUUAAACCAGCAACAGCACCACUUACAAUACGGCUACCACAAUCACCAUCAAGCCACCUCGUACGGGUCAGCAGGAGUCCCCCUUUCGAAUUCCGGCUAUGGAAGCUACGGCAACUACUAUCACCAUCAGCUUCACCACGCACCACCCAUCCACUCGCACCAAAUAAGGCCGCCCUUACAGAUCCACGACAACCAGCAGCCUUUGGUGAGCUGCGGUCCCUUGCAGAACAGCCACGCUCAAACGCCGGUCAGUAGUUCCUCGAGCAUUUUGCAGAACUUGGCGGACAUUUCGCCUAACGUAACGCAACCGAGUGAUGUGAACUCCAGUGUGUGUAGUCCAGCUAGUGUCGGUCACGGACAGGAGUCCAGAGGCUCGCCGCCCGGCUCCCACACGUUGCAGGAGCUGGGACUGAGGCUGGAAGACAACGGGUCCGACGAACAGGACGACUUGGACGACGGACAGGGUAGUUCGACUAACAACGACGAAGAUGACGACGACGACGAGAACGGCGACAGGCAAAUUUAUCCGUGGAUGCGGAAAGUGCAUGUCGCAGGAGCUUUUUCGAAUUCGCAUGAAUUAUCAUCUAAUGGCACAAAUGGAGGCUUCGCACCGGGCAUGGAACCAAAACGACAACGUACAGCUUACACCCGCCACCAAAUCCUGGAACUGGAAAAGGAGUUCCACUAUAACAGAUACCUAACCCGCCGACGAAGGAUAGAAAUCGCCCACACCCUGGUGCUGAGCGAGCGCCAGAUAAAAAUCUGGUUCCAGAACCGGCGCAUGAAAUGGAAAAAAGACAACAAGCUGCCCAACACGAAGAACGUCCGCAGGAAAACGAAUCCGGCCGGCGUGACGACGACGACCGCCUCCGCAAAAUCGGGCGGUAAGGGCCGUGGUCCGAAGUCGCAGUCGUCGAACAACAACGACAAGCGGAAGAACAACAACCGCGACAUGGACGGCCUGGGCGAGAACAUGUUGGACAUGUCGCUGAGCGGGCACCAACUGCCGCCGAACUCGCACGCGCACCCGAUGCAGACGGCGCUGCAUCACGGCGGCAUGAUGCAUCCGGAUCCGGGCAUGCACAUAGGACAGCUGACGCCGCUCUCGGCGUCGCCGGGAUGCGGACCCCUGCCCAACCCCCAGCCGGUCAUAAAGUCGGACUAUGGACUAACGGCGCUGUAAUCGCCAAUGUGUUCGUUGCUGCGGCUCAAUGUGUAGAAGAAAGUACAAUUUUUAUUAAUGAUGUGUCUGUCUGGCUCCGAUCGGGUUCGCGUCUGUGGAAGCGUCCGGCGAAGAUCUACGAAUUCAACGUAAAUUGGUUUUUUGUACUUACUGUUUUAGAACCUAAGUGAUGAAGUAAAUGUGUCAGUGCUCAGUUGAUGUUGAAACAUGUGACCUCACCUAAAAGUUUCUUAUAUUACGUUGGUAUAGAAAUUGGUUAUAUUUAAUUUGGGUUCCUUCUGUCAUCUUCUUCAACUUAAUUACUUCUUCUGGAUUGACAUUCAUCCCCCAAACUAUUAGCUGAGGUUAAAACUUAUGACUUCAUCUAAAAGUUUCUUAUAUUACAUUGGUAUAGAAAUUGGUUAUAUAUAAUUUGUGUUCCUCUUUUCCCAUCUUCUUCAGUUUAGCUGCUCCUUCUGGACUAGUUAAAGAUUUCUGACAACAAGGAAGUCAUCAUUUAGGCCUUGUUUUACUUCAAAGACUCAUUGCUUGGGUUCUAACUUCCUACCUCCGUACUUUGUUGCGUCACCACAAGAUUCGUAGAUUUUUACAAGAUGACUCCAAAGCAAAACAUCCGUAGGGUCAGUACAUAUAUAAAAAACACGCCGACAAUAUUAUGCCACGGGUACUGAUUGAUGUUCGAUGCGUCCUUAGAUUAAAUGUGGCUCCCAAAAUUGGUACCACCACAAGUCGUUGAUCUUGAAACUGAUUCAGGUGGUUCCAGUCAUCAUUUAAUCGACGCAACUCUUCAUCGUUGAUGCCUUUCAACAUAAAAUACAUGUGAAAUGGGACACUAACAAAACAAUUGUGAUUAAUGUUAUACACUAGCGAACACUUUGUUCUAGUAUAAUUCAAGUUGAAAAAUGAAAUUUUCAUGCCUAAUUUAUACACAAUGUAAUAUUCUGUAUAUUUCUUAAAAUAAUUGUUGUCUCGUUCGGUAAUUCGACUAAAAACCAUAUAAGUUCUGUGAAAUUACCCAUUGAUCGUCGGACAUUCGUGUGUCCAUAUGUGGUUUUUAGUUAAAUAAUUUUCGUGCCAUUAUUUAUAUAAGGAUUGUUUUAUUGUUACCGUUUUUUAUUUUAUUUUGUUAAAUAUUUAAUCGAAAAUACAUGUACACCCACACUGUCGGAUAAUAAAAGGAAAAACUUAAAUUCUAACCUAUACCCGUGCUUGAUUUUGUACAAUUACCAAAUAGUAGUUUUAUUUUUUAUUAUCCCCACACACUAUACUAACCACGCUCAGGGUAUAGUUUUUAUUUUUUAAUUUAUAUCGGAUUUAUGUAAAUAAAUCAUGUUUACAAUUAGAGUAAAAUAUAUAUAUUAUUUGUAAAUUUCUCGUCUUGUUUAUACAAUGCGCAUGUAUUUUUGAGGUUAUGCCCAGUGUGAUCCUAUGAGAGUAAUUUCUGUAGCUAUAGAUUGUAUAUAUUAAUAUUAGAAAUAAAUAUGUAUACUUCUAUUAAA